This is a messenger RNA of Cydia pomonella (codling moth), 2220 nucleotides long. RefSeq lists its product as uncharacterized. The record is from RefSeq and is a predicted model, not a curated record. The transcript has 2 exons. Bases 771 to 2045 code for a protein of 424 amino acids. Lineage: Eukaryota; Metazoa; Arthropoda; Insecta; Lepidoptera; Tortricidae.
UUUAAAAAAAACAGUAUUUCAUGAGUGUGCAUUAACAAUUUAGGUAAAAAUAUCGUUAUUUUUUAUACACCAAUGAAAUUGUUCAACAAUUCUAUUUAAAACCAAAAAUAUAAUUACUUACUGUGAAAAAAAGAAAAAAAAACAUAUUUAGAAAAUAUAGUGCUCUAGAGCAGAAACAUAUAAUUUUUUGCUCACUUUUUAAAACAGCAACCCACUUUCAGAGCAUGAGAAAUACAAAGUUGCAUCCAGGAAAUAUAGCAUAAAUGAAAUUCAAAACACAUAAUGGAAAUGUUGCAUAGGUGGUUGUUUUUCUCUUCAAUUAUAAUUAUAUACGCAAUCGCAUGUUAAUUCCGAAUUCAAUUCUUCCAAUAACGCCAUUACGGGUUUCGUCGUGCUUUUGAUCUAUGGCAAAAUCAUCUUUUAUAUUAUAUUGUAGAUCUAUGUCUAUCGCAAUGCUUAGACAGCCUACUGCAUUGUUAGAAUUGUAACAACUAUCUCAAUACCAGCUAUAAAACUAAAUGCCAUACUGUAUAAUAUUAAAUCAUUCAUUUUGGCCUAUUCGAAGACUAAGACUAUACGAUUACUGGAACUUAUCUUCUUUACUUUUCUUUGCUUAUCAGUUACAUGUGAUGUGAGUUAGUAUUUGCUCUUUAUUAAUUACUUACUUAUGAUAAGCGUAAAACUAUCAGUGUCUUAGUAUUUCAUAUUCAAUACAAUAAGGUUUGAGACCAAAAUAACCGUGUAAGCAAAAUUUAUACUAAGUGGUUACAAUGGAGAAUAAUAAAUCAGUUUCAGUGCAGUACAUAACAGAAGAGGAUAUCAAAUCGAUUGUUACCAAAUAUGGAUAUGCAAGCGAAAGUACCGUCAUUGAAAAAUACGACGUGCACUACGCAAGUGACAAACUAAUUGGAUUUGUGUCAGAUUAUUUGAAGUUACAAAUAUCUGUAACUUCAAACGGUACGCGAAAAUUGUUGAGUUUCUUCGUUAAAGCAAUUUCUAAGACAAACGAGGCUAAAGCGAACAUGGCGAAGGAUUUUAAGGCCCUUGAAAAAGAAACAAUGUUUUAUAAUAUUAUUAAACGGAAUCUAGCAGUACCAGGUUUGAAACCAUGGAGUCCACAGUUUGUGACAUGCCUGCAAGACGCAGUGGUUUUUGAAGAUUUAUCAGCUCUUCAGUACGAGAUGAGGAGUAGACAUAAAAAGUUUGAUAAACAGCAUACCUUACAAGCACUCCAAGCACUGGCCAGAUUCCAUGCUAGCUCUAUCGUCUUUGAGGAAGCAAAAACUAAAGAAUUUCAGCGGCCUUAUACAAUUAAUCAACAAUAUGAGGAAACUUUAGGAAAAGGUGGAUACAUAGAAUCUGAUCCUUGGUUAAUUCAAUGCAGAACGGCUGCCUUAGAAGCCGUAAAAGCCUUUUCAAAGUAUAGUUUAAAUGUAGAUUACAUGAAAAUCAUCGAAAGCCGCUGGAAUAUCGUUUUUAACUCCGCUUUAUCUUUAGCAGAUCCCUCUUCAGAACAUCGUAACGUUAUAUGUCAUAGAGAUUUGUGGAAUAAUAAUAUUUUAUUUCAUUAUAAGAGAUUGGAGGAUAACAGUGCUGUACCUGAUGAUUGCGUAUUUGUGGAUUUUGUGGCAGCGCGCUAUAUGCCCCCUGCAGGCGACGUCAUGCAACUACUUCACUGCAAUUUGGAUCCUCGCUUCCGGAAAGAUAGUCUUCAUACUUUCUUAUAUUACUACUACGAUGAACUGAAAGCUAUACUGGAGAGUAAUGAUAUUGAUAUCCUGAAUAUUAUGAGCAGACAAAAAUUCAUGGCUUCAGCGAAGGAACAAAAUCUAUGGGGUAUUGUAACUCACGCUUGUUUAGUGCAAAUAUUUUGGAUGGAUGAUGAUAUGACAACAAACGCUUUUGCAGAGUCCGAACAAUUUCAUAAAAUAAUGUACCAAGACAAAGCGCCUUAUAUCAAAAAUAUAAUGCAAAAGGAUGAGGGUUACAAGAAGAUUCUCAUGGAAAUAUUUGAAGAAUUUAUUGAAGACUUUGUUCUAAACUAAUAUUAACUCAUAAUAGUGACAUAUCACUACUACAUAUAUUACUUCAUAACAUACAUAAUUACAUAUAUUAGUAUAGAGCAUUAUAAUUAAAUAUAAUAUAUUAUUUUCUGUAAGGAAUCAAUAUGUCACUAUUUUAAUUACAGAUGUUAACUUGAUUAAAUCUAACUUUUGAAAA